AUGAGUUCAAUUGCAAAUCGACGUAUGAACAUGCAAAGAAUGCAAAAUGUCCUUUUAAUUUGGUUGGACAACAAUAUUAAUGAUAAUAAUGAUGAUUGUAGUAACACAAUCAAACAAUUGAAAUGUGUAGUUAGCAACGUAAACACAUUUACAGAUGGUGAAGAAUGUGUUGAAUUUAUUCAAACAAUAACCAACAACAAAAUAUGUAUGAUUGUUUCUGGUUCACUUGGACAACAUAUUGUGCCUCGUGUGCAUGAUAUAUCCGAAGUAGACACCAUUUUUAUUUUCUGUAACAAUCAAGAAUGGCAUAAACAAUGGGCCAAAGAAUGGCCUAAAAUAAAAGGAGUCGUCACAGAUAUAACACCAAUCUGUGAAGCCCUUAAACAAGCUAGUCAACAAUGUGAACAAAAUGCCAUCUCAAUCAGCUUUGUGGCACCAAACAAGAAACUGGAUCAAUUAGAUCCAUCAUUCAUGUAUACUCAAAUCUUGAAAGAGAUCUUAUUAACCAUCGAUUUCGAAGACAAACAUAUUAAAGAAUUUAUUACUUAUUAUCGUGAAACAUUUGUCGAAAAUGACUAUGACUUACAAAAUAUUGAAAAAUUGGAACGUGACUAUCAUGAUCAAAAACCUAUUUGGUGGUAUACUUAUCAACAUUUUUUAUAUUCGAUGCUUAAUCAAGCAUUAAGAUCAAUGGACGUUGAUAUUAUUCUUCGAAUGGGUUUCUUUAUUAAUGAUCUGCAUCGUGAUAUUCAAAGAAUCCAUUCGGAACAAUUUGAUGAUGAACAAUCUGAUAAAAUAUUUACAGUUUAUCGUGGACAGUGUCUUUCAAAAGAAGAUUUUACCGAAAUGACAAAAACUAAAGGUGGACUUCUUUCUUUUAAUAACUUUUUAUCGACCAGUAAAAAUCGUGAUGUUUCUCUUUUAUUUGCACCACAAGCUGCUACAAAUCCUGAUCUCGUUGGAAUUCUAUUUGUUAUGUCAAUUAAUCCUACUCAUUCAACAACUCCAUUUGCUUCUGUUAGUAGUGUUAGCUAUUUUCAUACAGAAGAUGAAGUUCUCUUCUCUAUGCAUACAGUUUUCCGUAUUGGAGAUAUUAAACCAGUAGAUGGAAACAAUCAUCUGUACCAAGUGAAUUUAACAUUGACCAGUGACAAUGACCAACACCUUCGAAAUCUUAGCGAUCAAAUUCGGAAGGAGACCUUUCCAGAUAUCGAAGGAUGGUACAGAUUAGGGUCAUUGCUAAAUAAAAUGGGUCAACUUAAUAAGGCUCAAGAAGUUUAUGAAGUUUUACUGCAUCAAACAACGGAUGAAAGUGACAAGGCAUCUAUUUAUAUUCAGCUAGGUUCGAUCAAACAUAAUCAAGGGGAGUAUCAAAAAGCACUUUCAUCUCAUGAAAAAGCUCUACUAAUUCGACAACAAUUACUACCUUCCGAUCAUUCUAAUUUAGCUAUGUCCUAUAACAACAUCGGUAGUGUGUAUUAUAGCAUGGGUGAUUAUCCAAAAGCAUUUUUGUCUCAUGAAAAAGCUCUUGCAAUUCGACAACAAUCACUCCCUUCGAAUCAUCAUCAUUUGGGAGAUUCCUAUGACAACAUCGGUAAUGUGUAUUACAGCAUGGGUGAUUACCAACAAGCACUUUCUUGUUAUGAAAAAGCCCUUGCAAUCAAACAAAAAUCACUUCCUUUCAAUCAUCCUGAUUUGGGAGAUUCCUAUAACAGAAUCGGCAGCGUGUUUCACAGUAUGGGUGACUAUCAACAAGCACUUUCUUGUUAUGAAAAAGCCGUUGCAAUUCGACAACAAUCACUUCCUUCCGAUCAUCCUUAUUUGGGAGAUUCCUAUAACAGGAUCGGCAGAGUGUUUUACAGUAUGGGUAAUUAUUCAAAAGCGCUGUCUUGUUAUAAAAAAGCCGUCGCAAUUCGACAACAAUCACUUUCUUCCAAUCAUCAUCAUUUGGGAGAUGCCUAUAACAAUAUCGGUAAUGUGUAUUCCAGCAUGGGUAAUUAUCAAAAAGCACUUUCUUAUUAUAAAAAAGCCCUUCCAAUUCGACCACAACCAAUUCCUUCCAAUCAUCCUGAUUUGGCAAAUACCUAUAACAAUAUUGGUUUGGUGUAUUACAACAUGGGUGAAUAUUCAAAAGCACUUUCUUGUUAUGAAAAAGCUCUUGCAAUUCGACAACGAUCACUCCCUUCGAAUCAUCAUCAUUUGGGAGAUUCCUAUAACAACAUCGGCAGUGUGUAUUACCGCACGGGCGAUUAUCAAAAAGCACUUUCUUGUUAUGAGAAAGCUUUUGAAAUUCGACAACAAUCACUUCCUUUGAAUCAUCCUGAUUUAGCUAUGUCCUAUAACAACAUCGGUAAUGUGUAUUACAACAUGGGUGAUUAUCUAAAAGCACUUUCUUAUCAUGAGAAAGCUCUUGCAAUUCGACAACAAUCGCUUGCUUCAAAUCAUCCUGAUUUGGGUGCUUCUUAUGACAACAUUGGUUUGGUGAAUGAGAAUAUGGGCAACUAUUCAAAAGCACAUUCAUUUUAUGAACAUGCUGUAGAAAUUGGACAACAAUCAUUACCAACAAAUCAUUCGAAUCUUCAACAAUGGAGAAAGAACCUUAAAAACAUAAAAAAGAAAUUAUAA
Molecule: messenger RNA, 2625 nt
Organism: Adineta steineri
Lineage: Eukaryota; Metazoa; Rotifera; Eurotatoria; Adinetida; Adinetidae
Source: the annotation of a GenBank genome assembly